CGCGUCGCCACGUACGUACGUACGCCGGUAUAAAGCCUGGUUUUCUGACGUCAGCGACCUCUUCCCUGCCUAGGCCCUCGUGAGGUGGGCAGCGUAAAGGUCCUUGUCUCUUUUCUCCAUCAAGAGAAUCCAAAACCAUCCGUCAAAAUGGUGAACUUCACAGUGGACCAGAUCCGUACCAUCAUGGACAAAAAAGCCAACAUCCGUAACAUGUCUGUGAUUGCACACGUUGACCACGGAAAGUCAACGUUGACAGAUUCGUUGGUCUCCAAGGCCGGUAUUAUCGCCUCAGCUCGUGCUGGAGAGACACGUUUCACAGACACCCGUAAAGAUGAGCAGGAGCGUUGCAUUACCAUCAAGUCUACAGCCAUCUCCCUGUACUAUGAGCUGGCUGAAAAUGACUUGGCUUUCAUCAAGCAAAGCAGAGAUGGUGCCGGUUUCUUGAUCAACCUGAUUGACUCGCCUGGACACGUUGACUUCUCCUCUGAAGUGACAGCUGCUCUCCGUGUCACCGAUGGAGCCCUUGUUGUUGUUGACUGCGUGUCUGGUGUGUGUGUACAAACUGAGACCGUGCUCCGUCAGGCCAUCUGUGAGCGUAUCAAGCCAGUCCUGAUGAUGAACAAGAUGGACCGUGCCUUACUGGAAUUGCAGCUUGAACCUGAAGACCUGUACCAUACUUUCCAGCGUAUUGUUGAGUCUGUCAAUGUCAUCAUCGCAACCUACGGAGAAGAUGAAACUGCAGGACCAAUGGGUAACAUCAUGGUUGAUCCAGUUAUUGGUACUGUUGGCUUUGGUUCUGGACUCCAUGGCUGGGCUUUCACCUUGAAGCAGUUUGCAGAGAUGUAUGCAGCCAAGUUUGCUGCCAAAGGUAACACCCAGAUGACAGCAGAGGAGCGCUGCAAAAAGGUGGAAGACAUGAUGAAGAAGCUGUGGGGUAAUAGGUUCUACGACACCGAAAAUGGAAAGUUUGUCAAGAAUAACACUACUGCCGAUGGCAAGAAAUGCCCUCGUACCUUCUGUGCUCUUGUCCUGGACCCCAUUUUCAAGGUGUUCGAUGCCAUCAUGAACUUCAAGAAAGAUGAAGCCGCAAAGCUGAUCCAGAAGAUGGACAUCAAGUUGGAUGCUGAAGACAAGGACAAGGAGGGUAAGCCUCUCCUGAAGGCUGUGAUGCGCCGUUGGCUGCCUGCUGGAGAAGCCCUUCUGCAAAUGAUCACCAUUCACCUGCCCUCCCCUGUCACUGCUCAGAAGUACCGUUGUGAGCUGCUCUAUGAGGGGCCGGGAGAUGAUGAGGCUGCCAUGGGUAUCAAGAACUGCGACUCCAAGGCUCCACUCAUGAUGUACAUCUCAAAGAUGGUGCCCACCAGUGACAAGGGUCGCUUCUAUGCAUUCGGUCGUGUAUUUUCUGGUAGUGUGUCCACUGGCCUGAAAGUACGCAUCAUGGGACCAAACUUCGUCCCCGGAAAGAAGGACGAUCUCUACUUGAAACCUAUUCAGAGGACCAUUUUGAUGAUGGGCCGCUAUACUGAGCCCAUUGAGGAUGUGCCUUGUGGUAACAUCGUUGGUCUUGUCGGGGUGGACCAGUACCUCGUCAAGACAGGAACAAUCACCACCUUUGAACAGGCACACAACAUGAGAGUGAUGAAGUUCAGUGUUAGCCCUGUGGUGAGAGUUGCUGUCGAGGCAAAGAACCCGGCAGAUCUGCCCAAGCUGGUGGAGGGCUUGAAGCGCCUGUCCAAGUCUGACCCCAUGGUGCAGUGCAUCAUUGAAGAGUCUGGAGAGCACAUUGUUGCUGGAGCUGGAGAGUUGCAUCUGGAAAUCUGUCUGAAAGAUUUGGAAGAGGAUCAUGCUUGCAUUCCAAUCAAGAAAUCUGACCCAGUGGUGUCUUACAGAGAGACAGUCAGUGAGGAGUCCGACAUCAUGUGUCUCUCAAAGUCGCCCAACAAGCACAACCGUCUGUUCAUGAAGGCCCGUCCCUGCGAAGAGGGUCUGGCAGAAGACAUCGAUAAGGGCGAUGUCACAGCACGAGGGGAGAUCAAAGCCCGUGCCCGCUAUCUUGCUGACAAGUAUGAGUGGGAUGUCGGUGAGGCCAGAAAGAUCUGGUGCUUUGGACCUGACGGAACCGGACCAAACCUGCUGGUGGAUGUUACUAAGGGAGUGCAGUACCUUAACGAGAUCAAGGACAGCGUUGUGGCUGGUUUCCAGUGGGCAGCCAAGGAGGGAGUCCUCUGUGAAGAGAACAUGCGUGGCAUUCGCUUUGACAUCCACGAUGUGACCCUGCACACAGAUGCCAUCCACCGUGGUGGUGGUCAGAUCAUCCCAACAGCCCGCAGAGUCCUGUAUGCUUGUCAGAUUACAGCAGAUCCCAGACUCAUGGAACCAGUCUACCUGGUGGAGAUUCAGUGCCCUGAAACCGCAAUGGGUGGAAUCUAUGGCGUGUUGACCAGGAGGCGUGGACAUGUGUUUGAAGAAUCCAGAGUCAUGGGAACACCCAUGUAUGUCAUCAAGGCCUACCUGCCUGUCAUGGAGUCAUUUGGCUUCACAGCUGACCUUCGGUCCAACACUGGUGGCCAGGCCUUCCCACAGUGUGUGUUCGACCAUUGGCAGAUCCUCCCCGGAAACCCAAUGGAGGCUGGAAGCAAGCCCUCUGUAGUUGUCCUUGAGACGCGCAAACGCAAGGGUCUCAAAGAAGGCGUCCCAGCUUUGGACAACUACCUGGACAAAUUGUAAAGGCCCUGGCCCUUGUCUCAUUCCUCUUUGCCCUUCCAAUUUAAAUCUAUAAUGGGACCGGACUGUACAGAACGCAGUGACCACUGUUUGCCAAAAGGAUCGACCAUAAUAAAGAAAUGACCAGAAAAAUUGUAAACGAUAAAUAAAGUAAAUAAAAACACGA
Messenger RNA from Cololabis saira (Pacific saury), 2890 nucleotides. Its product is annotated as elongation factor 2b-like. Bases 148 to 2727 code for a protein of 859 amino acids. NCBI's taxonomy places the organism in Eukaryota, Metazoa, Chordata, Actinopteri, Beloniformes, Belonidae. The transcript is spliced from 13 exons. Gene Ontology annotation, biological process: translational elongation. Gene Ontology annotation, molecular function: ribosome binding; translation elongation factor activity; GTP binding. The record is from RefSeq and is a predicted model, not a curated record. Gene Ontology annotation, cellular component: cytosol; ribonucleoprotein complex.